Messenger RNA from Aspergillus thermomutatus, 1830 nucleotides. RefSeq names its product transcription factor domain-containing protein. The record is from RefSeq and is a predicted model, not a curated record. Gene Ontology annotation, biological process: DNA-templated transcription. The transcript is spliced from 5 exons. The coding region runs from base 1 to 1830 and encodes 609 amino acids. NCBI's taxonomy places the organism in Eukaryota, Fungi, Ascomycota, Eurotiomycetes, Eurotiales, Aspergillaceae. Gene Ontology annotation, molecular function: DNA binding; zinc ion binding. Gene Ontology annotation, cellular component: nucleus.
AUGUCGCAAAGACAAAGUCCGGUGCGACCAUGUGCAUCCCGUCUGUUCUCGCUGUCUGCGGCGCGGCAGCACCAGUCGGUGCUUUUAUCAUCCUGCGCCUUUGACGCGGGCUAUGAGGCGGAGUCGGGGGCUCGAGGUCAGACCACUUGCUGUCAGCGGGAUACUUGGGACCGACCAGUUUUUGUUUCUGUUUUGGGCAAAGGAGAGGGUGCGAAUGAGCUAGUCCCUGCCGCUGAUGAAAGCACUGCGGCGUCGUCUGUUCCAGCGUGGUGGGUGAAGAGAGCUACCGAGAUCGUUGGCCAUCUCGUGGAAUUUCCUACUUUCGAGCAAUUGAUAAGGGAAUUCUACGGUGUCAGUCAGUCCGCCGUGAUUGCGGCGCCUUUUGUCCUGAAUGCACUGUCCCAGAUGGAGGAUACAUAUCAUGCGUACCAGCUGGACCAAGGGACGACGGAAAUUGCAACAUUGGUUGCAACUGUCCUUGACAACACGCGGCGGACAUUUAGUGUUCCGCCUACGGUGGACGGAGCGCACUUCCACAGGCUCUAUACAGGUUCUUGCCUGCGUCUGGAGAUACUUGGGGUUGUUUAUGCUCUGGCAGGUCGAGCGAGCCAUUUCGGGCUGGGGCGGGCGCAGAACAAGCACCUGGCCUCGCACUUUGCGCGCAGGAUGCUCGCGGCGAGUGAGACCGUGCUUGAAACGUGCAGAUACCUAUCACCUGUGAAUGACCUUAUGCUCUGGCUACUCCAUGAAAACCUUCUCUUGUCCACAUUGGUCCUCGGUCACUCGAGCGAGCUCGCUACAUGCAUAUUCGAGCUUGGUUUGCACCGGGAUUCGGAUGAAAGCAUUGAUCUUCCGGUCUUCCUGCUGGAGCAGAGACGCAGACUAUUCGCCGCUGCCUAUCAGUUGGACAAGAGCAUUGCGACCUUCCUGGGCCGACCGCCCCGUAUCUCGUGGAGACAUUCUGAUUGCCGUCUGCCUCUUGAUAUCAGCGAUGAGGCUCUUACGGGGAGUAGAGAGCUUGCGCAAAGAUCAGUGACGGCUGAAGGGUGGAGUUGUCAUGCUGUCUACCAGCGUUCAGCCUGGAUUAGACUGCGCUUCCUCAUCAGCACGUUUCGAGAGGAAAUCCUGGAGCUGUCCUUGACAAAGUCCAGCGAGAACCGGGACGAGCAGUUGAGAGACGUCUCCCGCCGUUGCCGCCACGCCUGGGAUUUGGUACCCAGUCAUCUUCACUAUACAGAGGACUGUUGGAACACUCAUCAUCCGAUCAGCAUCAAGGUCAUGCUCAUUGUCUCGUACCUGGCGUUUCUCUACAAUGAGUUUCUUGUGCAGCGGUUGUUGGCUCUCAACAGCCCAGAGUAUAGCGCUGCAUUAGUCGAUGUGAGUUCGACCAUACUCUCGACAGUCUUGACCUUUGGCAGACAACAGGAAUGGGCUGUGGAUAUCCAUCGUGACUUUAUCUGGACUCUUCUUCUCUACGGCUUUCCCAGCGCGAGUGUUUUGCUCAGAGCGCUCCAAAUGCACGCCAGCACGAACCAGUUACUGAGCGUCUAUCCUAGAGGCAUUCUCAUUCGGCACCUAAGCGUCUUCAUCUCCCAUCUGGAAUCAAUGGCCCAACCAGGCACCGCCAACAACGCAUUUUUCAGCCGAGCGACUCGAGUCUUCUCCCGCAUCAUGGACGAGAUUCUCGCGCCCGAAGCGGUGACUGCAACUGAAAUUUCUCCAGUUGAUUCUGUCGCUGAUCUAGACGUCUCCUUGUUUUCUGAUUUUGAGGGAGUCGGUCUCUUGGAAACGAUGGAUUUCGCUGCCGUCCUGGAUCAAGUUUUGUGUUAG